AUGCCAAGUUAUGUGAAGUUCAUGAAGGUAAUCUUGUCGAAGAAAAUGAAACUGGAGUACUAUGAGAUAGUGACACUUACUGAGGAGUGCAGUGCAAUACUUCAAAAGAAACUAUCUCCCAAGCUUAAAGAUCCAGGUAGUUUCACCAUUCCAUGCUCCAUAGGGGGAUCAAUGGUGACAAAGGCUUUAUGUGAUUUAUGGGCUAGUAUAAAUUUAAUGCCUCUAUCUAUCUUUCGCAAGUUAAAAUUGGGAGAAGCUCGACCUACUACCGUGUCCUUACAGAUGGCAGAUCGUUCAAUUAAACAUCCUCGUGGAGUGAUUGAGGAUGUACUAGUAAAGCUGGAUACGUUCAUCUUCCCUGUAGAUUUUAUUAUUCUUGAUAUGGAGGAGGAUGAAAAUAUUUCGAUUAUUCUUGGAAGACCAUUUUUAGCUACUGGAAGGGCGCUAAUUGAUGUACAAAAAUCGAAAUUAAAGCUGCGAGUGCAAAAUGAGGAGGUAACAUUUAAUGUUUUUGCUGCAACUAAAAUUCCAACAUAUUGUAGAGUGGAUGUGAUAACAGGAGGCGGUAGCAAGGUGGAAGUUAUCAAGAGAAAGAUCAUUGCUCAAGAUGGUAGUCGAAGAGUGCGUAAUCAUGUGAAAAUGUUCUUUAGUGGGAAAGCUCGAAUGUUACAUGAGUGGUGA
Messenger RNA from Humulus lupulus (European hop), 681 nucleotides. RefSeq lists its product as uncharacterized. The record is from RefSeq and is a predicted model, not a curated record. Bases 1 to 681 code for a protein of 226 amino acids. Lineage: Eukaryota; Viridiplantae; Streptophyta; Magnoliopsida; Rosales; Cannabaceae. The transcript has a single exon.